Ixodes scapularis (black-legged tick) is the source of this 4513-nucleotide messenger RNA. RefSeq names its product DNA polymerase delta catalytic subunit (gene PolD1). The record is from RefSeq and is a predicted model, not a curated record. Gene Ontology annotation, biological process: nucleotide-excision repair, DNA gap filling; DNA-templated DNA replication; base-excision repair, gap-filling. The transcript is spliced from 20 exons. Lineage: Eukaryota; Metazoa; Arthropoda; Arachnida; Ixodida; Ixodidae. Gene Ontology annotation, cellular component: delta DNA polymerase complex. Gene Ontology annotation, molecular function: nucleotide binding; 3'-5'-DNA exonuclease activity; DNA binding. The coding region runs from base 116 to 3313 and encodes 1065 amino acids.
GCCAAGACAGCGGCAACAGCGGUGUUUCUUGCAGCCGUAGAGAGUUGAACGGAGACUAUUCUUCCUUCUUUUGCCAAUUUACUCGAUCAAGGAUCGCCGUCGGAAGGCCACAGAGAUGGACUACAAAAGAAAGCCAAAGCAGAACGGCGGUGGCCACGGCUCAUCCCAAGGAAGCAAAAAGUUCCGUCGUCAGGACGACGACGAAGACCCGAUGGACUUCGAGGCGGAGCUUGCCCUGAUGGAGGAAAUCAGCGAAGAGCAGAUGGACGACACCGAAUCUCAGGAAUCUCUAUCGGGACAGGGCCCCGAGAACGCCUGCACGAGCGUGCGGUGGACGCGACCACCGAUGCCCGCGUUGCGUCCGGAGCGGGAAAGCCUGGAGUUCCAGCAGAUCGACCUGGAUCACUACCUGGGACGGCCGCUGGACUGCAUGCCGGGAAUGCGCACUGGAACUGUGCCCAUCGUCCGCAUGUUCGGGGUCACCGACGGCGGCCACAGCGUGCUCUGCCACGUGCACGGCUUCCUGCCCUACUUCUACGUUGAGGCACCGGCAGGCUUCAAGAAGGAGCACUGCAGGGCUUUCAAGGAUGCUCUGAACAGGGCGGUUCUCGCAGACAUGCGAUCCAACAAGAUGAACCUGACAGAUGCAGUGGCUGCAAUCGACCUGGUGAUGAAGCAGAGCAUCUACGGCUAUAACAGCAAGGGCAAGACGCCCUUUCUCAAGAUAACAAUGGUCCUUCCGCGUCUGAUUGCCCCGGCCAAGCGGCUGCUCGAGACCGGAACGGUGUCGGUCCCUCCUUAUGGCGCGCCCUGCUACAGAGUCUUCGAGACCAACGUCGACUUCGAAAUCAGAUUCAUGGUGGACGCGUCGGUGGUGGGCUGCAGUUGGAUUGAGCUUCCCAAGGGAACCUACCGGGUCCGCGAGUCCACCAAGGUGUCACGUGUGCAACUCGAGGUCGACGUCGCCUGGGACUCUCUCGUGGCCCACGCCCCCGAAGGCAAAUGGGCGCGUGUGGCACCGCUGCGGAUACUCAGCUUUGACAUUGAGUGCGCUGGUCGCAAAGGGAUCUUUCCGGUGCCCGAGAAGGACAGCGUGAUCCAGAUCGCCAACAUGGUGGUCCGCCAGGGGGAGCGGGACCCCUUCAUCCGCAACGUGUUCACCCUCAACACGUGCACCCCCAUUGCCGGCUGCGAGGUGCUCUGCUUCAAGCGGGAGGGGGAGCUGCUUCAGAAAUGGGCCGACUUUGUGCGGGACGUGGACCCGGACGUGAUCACGGGCUACAACAUCCAGAACUUCGACUUCCCGUACCUGAUCAACCGGGCCAAGCACUUGAACGUGACCCACUUCCCCUACUUGGGAAGGAUCAGGGAUUCCCGCACCAUCCUCAAAGAUUCCGUGAUGCAGUCCAAACAGAUGGGGCGGCGUGAGAACAAAGUGGUCACCAUGGAGGGACGCGUCCAGUUCGACCUGUUGCAGGUCCUGCUGCGUGACUACAAGCUACGGUCGUACACGCUGAAUGCUGUCAGCUACCACUUCCUGCAAGAGCAGAAGGAGGACGUGCAGCACAGCAUCAUCACCGAUCUCCAGAAUGGCACGGACCAGACCAGGCGUAGGCUGGCUGUGUACUGUCUGAAGGACGCCAUGCUGCCCCUGCGGCUUCUGGACAAGCUCAUGAGCGUCAUCAACUACAUGGAGAUGGCCCGCGUGACUGGGGUGCCCCUCACCUACCUGCUCAGCAGGGGUCAGCAGAUCAAGGUUGUCUCACAGCUCCUGCGAAAGGCGGCGGAGCAAGACCUGGUGAUGCCGACCGUCCACUCCGAAGCGGGAGAGGACUUCACGGGCGCCACGGUCAUCGAGCCGGCCAAAGGCUUCUACAGCGUGCCCAUAGCGACGCUGGACUUCUCCUCCUUGUACCCGUCCAUCAUGAUGGCACACAACCUGUGCUACACCACGGUGCUGGACUCCAAGCAGCGGGAGGCCCUCAGGGCGGACGAGUUCAUCCGGACACCGUCCGGAGACCACUUCGUCAAGGCCUCCGUGCGGAAGGGACUGCUGCCCGAGAUCCUCGAGGACCUCCUGGCGGCCCGCAAGAAGGCCAAGACGGACCUGAAGAACGAGUCCGACCCCUUCCGGAAAAAGGUGCUGGACGGCCGGCAGCUCGCGCUCAAGAUCAGCGCCAACUCCGUCUACGGAUUCACGGGGGCACAAGUGGGGAAGCUUCCCUGCCUGGCCAUCUCCCAGAGCGUCACUGCCUUUGGUCGCAUGAUGAUCGAGCAGACGAAGCGGGAAGUGGAGGAGCGCUACACGCGGGCCAACGGCUACCCAGCAGAUGCCAAGGUCAUCUACGGUGACACGGACUCGGUCAUGAUCCGUUUUGGAGUGGACUCCCUGGAGAAGGCUAUGGAACUUGGGCGGGAGGCGGCCAAUUUUGUGACGGAGAAGUUUGUGCGCCCCAUCAACCUCGAGUUCGAAAAGGUGUACUUCCCUUACCUGUUGAUCAACAAGAAGCGCUACGCCGGGCUGCUCUACACGCGGCCUGAUGCACACGACAAGAUGGACUGCAAGGGCAUCGAGACCGUCCGCAGGGACAACUGCCCCCUUGUGGCCAACCUCAUUAACACCUGCCUCGAAAAGAUUCUCAUUGAGAGGGAUCCCGACGGGGCGGUGGCGUUUGCGAAGCAGACAAUUGCGGACCUCCUCUGCAACCGAGUGGACAUCUCGCAGCUGGUGAUCACGAAGGAACUGACCAAGAACGACGGGGAAUAUGCCGCCAAGCAGGCGCACGUCGAGCUGGCCAAUCGGAUGCGCAAGAGGGAUGCCGGGAGCGCCCCAAACCUGGGCGACCGCGUGCCGUACGUGAUAGUGGCGGCCUCCAAGGGCACGGCGGCCUACCUCAAGUCCGAGGACCCGAUCUACGUGCUGGAGAACAAUGUGCCCAUCGACACCCAGUACUACCUGGACAACCAGCUGUCCAAGCCCCUGCUGCGCAUCUUCGAGCCCAUCCUCGGCGAGAGCCUGGCCGAGUCCGUGCUGCUCCGCGGUGACCACACACGCACCAAGACAGUGGUGCACUCUAAAGUGGGGCCCCUGGCAGCCUUCACACGCAAAAAGAACACCUGCAUUGGUUGCCGCGCUGUCCUCGAAGACCAGGAAUCCGCUGUGUGCCACGGCUGCAAACUCAGGGAACCUGAAAUCUACUUCGUGGAGAUCAACCACCUGAACAGUCUCGAAUCAAGGUUUUCCCAACUUUGGACACAAUGCCAGCGUUGUUCUGGAAGCCUGCACGAAGAGGUCCUGUGCACUAGAGGUUAACAAAAACCUGUCCCUCUCCGCUGCUACACUGGCUGUCAUCCCCGUGGCAAACCGUCUUUUGUGUCAAUCGCUCGCCGCGACCUUCGACGAUGCUAAUCCUUUAAAAGUCGACAAUCGCGGAGGAGGUGGCCGGGGUCUCUGAAGAGAGAACUCAAGAGGAAACCAGGUGAUCCCCCGGAGUAUGUCACUCGAAAGGCGACAUCGAGAGUUGAGAGGCACUUUGACCUUCGAUUUGUCUCAUUUUUUAAAAUAAAAACUAGUGCUCGCAAGAAAAUGCGCUUUUCUGUUCACUCCAUAGGUGACACAGAUUCAUUUCCGCAGUUAAUUGACCAAAGUGCGAAUAUCGUUGUUCAACCGGGUGAAGGUAGUGAGUGGGCUAACUUUUAAUGUAUAACCCCCAAAAAAAAGUAAAAAAAAAAAAAAUUGUAGCAAAAGAAUGUGAAGCUUCAUUCAGUCACCCUCAAAAUCUUUAAUCGAACAGUCUCUAUCACUGUCAAACCAAAUGUCAAUCACUUCGUCGCAUUGGUCCUGCAACCUCUGCAACUUGUUAUCGCUCGUGCGCAUUUGCCCAAAUCUAAUUGUACGACACGGUGCCCUUCUACGUUGGAAUUAACGUUUUUCUUUGUAGACGUGUCAGGGUACCCGCCGUAACGCUCGAACACGAUUGAACUAAUCAAGAGGUUGAAUUAACCGAGGUCGAGUUGCCGCCAGUUUAUUGUGUAUAGAGAUUCUACCGUACGAUCGCCACGUCCACUUAUUCGAAACUCGACAGUCUGCCUUUGACCGCGAGACAUCUCAAUUUCAAGCCAACAAUGAUGCGCAAUCCUCGUAGUGUGUGCCCAGAAUUCUCUAGUUGUUUUUUUUUCCCCAUUCCCCCGAGCCAGCCUAAUGUCUGACUCGAUUAGACGGGGCCGCUGUCGCAAAAGUCUGCUUGUUGUUGCCGGAGAGCCUGGCGUCUUGAAAUCUGGACGCUUCUUCCAAGUUCGGACACAAACUUCCUGGUCACAAAUUGCACGGUUUCAGCUGCCGGCUGACGUCUUCUCAAAAAGGGGGCGGCCACUCAUUUGCUUGGAGAGGUGCCAUUAUUGUCCGAGCAAAGCCCUUACUUAGACACAAGACGUCUUAACAGCUCCGCAAAAGCCGUUUGUCCGGCACUCCCGUGUCCUCUUCGGUUUCCCCGCGCCCAUCAUGAGAUGCUCG